AUGGGUAUCUCAGGUGCUGUGGAAUGGUGGGAGGAGUGGCAGCUGCGCAUCCUUGUCUUGGCUAGCCUCUUGGUUCAGUGGCUGCUCUUCCCCUCUGCCGCCAUGCGUAAGUUCGCUAUUCCUUCCUGGUUCAGAUCCAUAAUAUGGCUUGCAUACCAGGGCAGCGAUGCUCUAGCGGUAUAUGCCCUUGCCAACCUCUUCAGCCGUCAGAGGAGGCAAGAUUGUACCUCUGGCCAAGGCAAUAGCAUCCUCGAGGUGGUGUGGGCACCGGUUCUCCUAGUCCACCUCGGUGGGCAGGACAUCAUAAGCGCCUAUAACAUCGAAGACAACGAGCUAUGGACGCGGCACGUCCUCGUCGCUGUGUCCCAGAUCACAGUAGCCAUCUAUGUCUUCUGCAAAUCAUGGCCAGGCGGUGACAAGAGGUUGUUACAGGCAGCAAUCAUGUUCUUCAUCCCGGGGGUUCUAAAAUGCUUAGAGAAGCCAGUGGUUUUAAAGAAUGCUAGCAUCAAUAGCCUAGUCAGCUCUUCUGAGCCUCCUCCGACAGAAACAUACCAGUUCACUCUUGACGACGGGCGUAUCUCCGGUGAUAUCAACAUACUUGAAAACUAUGUGCAAGUAGUUGGAAAAUAUUUCCGUGAAAAUCCGGACCCUGACAAACAAGGAAAUAUUACCCACCCCUCCCAUCUAUUUGUAGACCUUGCAUCCUCAUAUGGUGAUCGGUUCGAUGUCCUAAGUUUAUUCAUGCCACUUGACGGAGAGGAAGCGUAUGACUUGCUGCAAGGAGGGCUUUCUAACAUGUUCAACCUUUUUUACACAAAAGAAACUCUGAGCACCCCCUCUAGUGGUCAUAUGAGACACCCUUGGCAACUAUAUUGGGGUUUAUUGUUACGGUAUACAUGUUUGUACCUGCCAUGGGCAGCCAUCGGGCUCUUCCACAAUUGCCAUAGAGAAGCUUAUAAUGAUUACGAUGUCAAGGUUACAUAUGCCUUGUUUUGUUGUACUGCUGUACUGGAGACCUAUUCAAUGGGUACUAAAAUGAGUCUUACCGAUUCUUUUUUAUCAAAAUUUGGAGAUAUUCCUGCUGUAGUAAGAUUAUUCCCAGUGCUAACAAAGAAAAGGAGAUCACAAUUCAGAGUUUCCCAAUACAGCCUUAUAGGAUUCUUUGCCCGUAAGAGAAGGCACAGCAUGAAGAUGUGUAUCCUGAGUUUGCUCCAGUGCAAGGACUUACUUGACCAUCGUUGGUGCAUGAAGCCCUGUUACUCAUCUGUUGCCAUUACAAAGUUAGUUCUUGAGUAUGCGAAGAAAGGGUGGGAAGAUGAAAUAAGUGAUGUUGACAGCUAUUGGAAGUUCAACGACAAUAGAGGUCAGUGGACUCUUCAGGGCAAGUGCGAGCAAGACCUGAUUUGGAGCUUAAGGGGACCAUUUGAUAAGACUGUCAUUCUCUGGCACAUCGCUACAGAUUUCUGCUUCUACACAUCAGUUGAUCACCAAUGUGCCCCUAUUCAAUGCAAUGAAGGUAUUGCCCCUGGUCAAGGUCAUGGCUGUGCAGCCCGGUGUGGAAUAUCUCCUUAUCACGAAAGAGCUGUCCGGUGCAGAGAAAUGUCCAGCUACAUGAUGCACCUACUCUUCAUCAACCCUGAGAUGCUAUUGCCUGGCACCAGACGAAAUUUGUUCAUGUCUGCCAAUGCUGAACUGGAGAAUAUCCUUAUGAAUGACAAGCCAUCAGUCGAGGCCAUCCUCAAGGGCGACAAGCCAUCACUCCAGGACAUCCUCAGGGGCAAUAAGUCAUUGAUCCAGUUCCUCAAGGGCAAGAAGCCAUCGCACAAGGAGAUCAAAAGAGGGCUCGUGGAGAUAAUAAUCACCAAAAUGAAGACCAGAGAAGUGCCAUCUGAUGUAGAGGAAAAUCCAGCUGAAGAAGGCUUUAUCAACGAUGCCUGGAAGAUUUCAGAAGCAUUGUCGGCUUUAGGUGAUGAGAAUAAGAUGUGGGAGGUGAUUGAAGGUGUGUGGGUGGAGAUGCUGUGCUUCUCGGCCAGUAGAUGUCGAGGGUACCUGCACGCCAAGAGUUUGGGUACCGGCGGUGAGUUGCUCACCUAUGUCUGGCUCCUGCUGUCCCACAUGGGGAUGGAGACCUUGCCCGAGAGGAUGCAGAGGACGGAGUUUUCAAGUGAUGGAGGAAACGGUUGA
Messenger RNA from Triticum aestivum (bread wheat), 2184 nucleotides. RefSeq lists its product as uncharacterized. The transcript is spliced from 2 exons. The record is from RefSeq and is a predicted model, not a curated record. The coding region runs from base 1 to 2184 and encodes 727 amino acids. NCBI's taxonomy places the organism in Eukaryota, Viridiplantae, Streptophyta, Magnoliopsida, Poales, Poaceae.